Oncorhynchus mykiss (rainbow trout) is the source of this 861-nucleotide messenger RNA. NCBI's taxonomy places the organism in Eukaryota, Metazoa, Chordata, Actinopteri, Salmoniformes, Salmonidae. The record is from RefSeq and is a predicted model, not a curated record.
AAUGAAGCGGUUGAGGAAAAGGACAUCGGUGUAAUGUACUGCGGCGGCAUAGAGUUUAAUCGUUUCAUUUCCGUGUCGGGUUUCCCCAGGAGAAAGUGGCCUACAACUGUCCCUAUAUAAACAGUGACAGGGGAAGGGCAACCAUGGCACAUUGAAGGACAUAGACUCCUGCAGCCACCUGGUCUUUUCGUUUAAAAAAAAAACACCGUUGGAGGAUGACACGGAUGUUAGUUGUUUGCAUCUGCGGUUGCCUGAGUUUUGCAUGGCUGUCGUCAGCAAAGAGAUGUUUCAAUCAGAGGGGUGUGGAUCGGCGGGCUUCAAGGUUCAUCAUGAGCAUCCACUGCUUUAGGACGGCUGUGUCUGACAGCAUCCACCUGCAACGGCACUGGGACAGACAGAGCUGCCCCAGCUUCAAACUCCACACUGCGUCUCUGUCAUCGGUGCAAUACAACAACCGCUCUCUCUCCCCCUGGCGGUACAGAAUCGAUGAGAGAGAGGACAGGAUUCCCGCUAAAAUCCUGGUGGCUGAGUGUCUGUAUGAGGGCUGCAUCGUCAACAAGCACGAGGACAAGACAUAUAACUCUGUCCCCGUGCUGGCCACUAUCACCGUGCUCCAGAAGACUGUGUGCCCUGGCAACCCUCGACACUACCUGGUGACAGUAGACUCGGUCACCAUCCCUGUGGCAUGCACAUGUGUUGUACCCAGACAGAUGAUUUCAUCUCUUGGAUUAGGUUAAGUGUUACGGUCGUGUCCAAAAUGGCACCCUAUUCCCUAUGUAGUGCACUAUGGUACAUCCGUGUCCAAAAUGGCACCCUAUUCCCUAUGUAGUGCAAUAUGAUACAUCCGUGUCCAAAAUGGCA